Molecule: messenger RNA, 846 nt
Organism: Parnassius mnemosyne (clouded apollo)
Lineage: Eukaryota; Metazoa; Arthropoda; Insecta; Lepidoptera; Papilionidae
Source: the annotation of a GenBank genome assembly
AUGACCGGGAACGUUGUCAUUGUAACAGGUGCGAGUGGAGGGAUAGGCUUCGAAACAGCUUUGGACUUAGCUAGGAGGGGGGCAAAGGUGAUAAUCGCAUGUCGCGACGACGAAAGGGGCAAACAAUCUGUAGAAACUAUUAUAAAAGCGACCAAGAAUAAGUUCGUUAGGUAUAUUCAUCUAGAUUUGUCAUCUCUUAAGUCUGUAAGGAAAUUUGUUAAAGAUUUUACAAGCACGGAGGCAAAGUUGGAUGUACUCAUAAACAAUGCUGGGGUAAUUUACCCAGGCAGGGAAAAAACUGAAGAUGGUAUUAUGAAGGAUAUGCAAAUUAACUAUUUUGGCCCGUUCCUUCUGACCGUAUUACUAGUUCCAAUGUUGAAGAAGUCGGCGCCUAGUCGGGUCGUUAUCGUGUCGUCAGCGAUGCAUAAACUCGGAAACAUUCAGAAUAUUAAUGAACAGACAGAAGGUUAUUUACAAGCUUACGCCAAUAGCAAACUUUGCAACGUCCUAUUCAGUAAUGAAUUGGCAAGAAGAUUGGAGGGGACCGGAGUCACAGUUAACAGUCUGAACCCUGGACAAGUGAACACUUCAUUGUACAGAAGUUCAUCGCUCCUGGAGAAGUUGAAGAGUUUGGUGCUGUACUUUUUCUUCAAAAGCCCCGCAGAAGGAGCGCAGACGUCCAUUUACCUGGCAGUUUCCCAUGAAUGUGACUAUAUGACUGGAUGCUACUUAGAGGAUUGCAGUGAAAGUAGAAUGUCUCCGAAAGCUAUGGAUAAGGAAUUAGCGGCUAAGUUGUGGUCCAUAUCAGAGGAACUGGUAAAACUCAGUCCGGAAGAGACUGUUUGA